AUUUUAUACAGCAAUCAAAUUGUUACUCUACACCGGUAAGUUUCAAAGGAGUGUUCGAGACGGAAUUUUGUCUGGUUAGACAAAGACAAAAACAAAAGACUUUGAAACUGGUACACAGAUCAGGAAAUGUUCCAACUGUUGAUACCAGAAUCUCAAGUAUGGGAUAGACGGCUUCUUCGCAAUAUCUUCUGAUAAAAAGUCUGAGCUAUGUUAGCAAGACGUGGAUGCAGGUUAAUUGCCCAUUGUUGAUGAUCGAUCCUUUAAAUGCUGGUGGAAGAAGUUAACUGCUAUAUGUACCAGCAAACCCUGGAUAUUUUGUUUUAAUCAUGGAAUGGAUUCGCCAGUUCCGCGACGCUCCUAGCCAGGACUGGCCGAGCGUCGUGAGGGGCUGUUUGGCGGUGUGUGCCGAGAAGUUCCAGCGACUCAAGUGGGAUAGUGUCGCAACCGACCCGGACAAACAGUCGAGCAGUGUCGAUGGUUCCCCAGACAACGCUGCAGCAGGGUCCGCUCAUUCCGAUGACUAUAAUUCUGCGGAAGCUGGAGACGUCUCGCUGGACCCCUCUGACAGUAUGUUGUCAUCCCACUGGGAUUCCGUCAAUUCCUCGCCAUCACACAGCAUAACGUCAUUGUCGAGACCACCACUGUCACCAAACACACCAACAUGCUCCACGCUGCCUCUCUCUCCAAACUCAUCGGCAGCAUCGGAAUCAUCUGCAUCUUGUAACACGGCCGUGCGGUCAGAGCAGUCGCCUCCCCUGGCGACCAGCGCGUCACGUUCCGCACGACUGCACGGAAGCUGCAGCAGUCUGUGUAGCAGCACCGGCUUCUACACCAAGCGGGAGAUAGAACCUCCACAGAGUAUCGACGACCUGCACUUUGAACUGCUGCAUUCUGGGAUAGCCAUUUUACCAGGAAGCCGUGAUGUGAAGGGCAAUGCGGUUGUGUUCAUCUUCACCAACAGCUCCAUCUGGCAUAAUCGGAAAGUCUUCAGCACCGAACUGGCUCGUCUGCUCAUGUACUACUUCUCAGUACCAAGGCGAGAAGCUGUGUGUAGCGGUCUUACCCUGGUGGCUGAUGUGCGUGGUGCUACGUCUUCCAUCGUGAAUACUUUGCUAGAAUCCCUGUACAUAUUUCUGGACAACAUUCCCGGUGGAGCGUCAACAGUUCACAUGUUGGCCGACUCAACAGUACAGUCGCUGGUUUUCAAAUCCCCAGUGUAUGACUCCUCAUCGCUCUUCAAGUUUGAUCUGUUACAGUCAGAAGAGCAGCUGUAUGAGAUUGUUGUUCCAGCACAACUUCCUCCCGCUCUCGAUGGCUCAUUUGUGUACAGCCAUGAAGAGUGGAUCCGAUUCAGAACGACCCUGGAACCAUUUCUUUCGAACUGCCGAACCGUGGCCCAGUAUCUAGUCGAAGCAACUCAAGAGCUCUCCAUUGCGGUGAAAGCACCCAAGUCUACGGAGGAAACUAGUCAUCUUAUUGAGAGUCACAACACUUGCUUAAAAGGGAUAUUUUCCGAUCCCCGACUUGUGCAAUUAAAGACUGACAGUGAAACCAUCCUGACUUCACUGAAACAAAGCGGAACGCUGAUUUCUCAUUCUGAUGAUUAUAGGUAUGCUAUGGAUGAGGUAAACAACCUCGACUGCCAGCUGCGUGAAACAAUACUGAAACUUGUCAAACUGAACGACAGUCAGCUCAGUAAACUUGAACAGUGUCAGCAACUCACAGAGUACAAAGAAGAAUGUGAUAAGGUAGUAUCUUGGAUGACUGAAGAUGGCUACGUGGCUCUACAGAAACACCAGAUGGUGGCAGAUCACCUCAAGGCCAUUCGCUCACAGCAGAGAGAAUUUGAGAAGUUCUAUUUCCUUGCCAUGACGUAUAUUGAAAAGGGAAAUGAUCUACUGGAGGAGUCGAGCAUGCUGUCUCAGCUGGGACACAUCGACCGCACGGCUGGGUACCGUGAUCUGGCGGGGAUGUUGAAGCACCACCUGCACGACUUCACCACGCAGCUGGAGCAGACGCGCGAGAAGAUCGAGGACACAGCCAAGUGCUACAACCUUCUAGACAAGAGUUACGAGUGGGCACUGGAGGCUAUGAAGUACGUUGCCAGCAUGAAGAUGGAGCACUGCGCGAGCCCAUUGGGUCUGGACAAGCUGCUGAAGAGUCUGGAGGUGUACCUCAAGGAACACCCGCCUCUGACGGAGGACACCUUCCUGUACAUGAUCGACACCGCGCAGAAGCUGGGCAACGACAAGCUGCUAGAGCAGUGCCACGUGGCCAAGGCGCGGUGCGAGGAGACCUUCCAGCUCCUGCUGCUCCGACAGCGCACCCUGCAGCGGGCCAGGGACCAGCUACAGGUGGAGCAGAAGAAACAGUCUCCAACCAGAGGGACACCGAGUGGGUGCAAGUCGGCGCUCGUCUUCAGAGCAGACGGCGAUGGGGUGACCGUCUGGGAUCCAAAGACCACGAGCACGCCUCGUCAUGAGAAACUAUCGGGUACAGGUCACAACCUACGGCCGCCGCUCUCGCCGACCAGUUCAGUGAAUUCGAGCUCGUAUUUAUCAGAGUCCUCCACAGACUUUCCAUCUCAGGACGUUUUAGAGAACAGUGGUUCUGCUGCUGCCAGAAGUAGCAGUAUGCACGUGAAGAGCCAAUACUCAAACGAUGACGGUGGUCCAAGGUUGAAGGGUACGCACGUGAAGAGCCAGUAUGCGAAGGAUGAUGCCAAUCCGAGGUUGCCAAACUCGCAGAAGAAUCCAGCUAAUGGAGCGGCAGGGGGUGCCAAGGUGCUGGCGAGCCGGUCGAUAUCCCAGCCCAUUCCAGACCAGAGGCGGUCCCCCGUGUCGCACACCCGGCCACUCAAAAAGAUACUGAAGCGAGCAAGCACAAACCCGUCCCUGUAUGGGUCGCCUCUGUCGUCGACUAUCUAUGAGGAGAAGGAAUCGGAGGCGUCCGGUGACAUCAAUAGAAAAGCCAAGUCCAUCAGCAUGAUCACGGGCAGUUCAGAAAGUCUGCCAAGUAUGCCAGAGGAUGACUUUGAAGCUAGUCAGGAUGCUGAUGGGGAGGGGUCAGAAGGGGGAGGUGUUCAGGGGGAGUGGACCCCUAUUCCGGUGAACACCCACCUACUGGGGAAUCAACUUGACAGCCCAUCUGAAUGCAUGGCCGACCUGAAGUUAACAGAGGCAGAAUUAAAAAACAGAAGAACGCUGUCUCUGAUCAUGUCUGAGAUCGUGCAGACGGAGCGGGACUACGUCCGGUCACUGCAGUUCAUCAUCAGCAACUACAUCCCCGAGCUGCGUCACAGCAAUGUGCCACAGGCACUGCGCGGGAAGCAGAACGUCAUCUUCGGCAAUAUCGAGAAGAUCUACCAGUUCCACAGUCAGUACUUCCUGCGGGAGAUAGAGGCAUGUCUGCACCACCCCUUCUUCCUGGGACAGUGUUUCCUCCUCCAUGAAAACAUGUUUUACCUGUAUGCCUUGUACAACAAAAACAAGCCGAGAUCUGACAACCUUAUGUUAGAAUACGGGAAACAGUUUUUCAAACAGAAACAGUUACAGCUAGGAGACAAGAUGGAUCUGGCAAGCUACCUGCUAAAACCGGUCCAGCGGAUGGGCAAGUAUGCCCUGCUGUUGAAACAGAUGGUCAAACUCUGCCCCGAACAACAGCCUGAGUUUCCAGACCUAAAGGCUGCUGAGAAUAUGAUCAAGUUUCAACUUCGUCAUGGCAACGAUCUUCUGGCAAUGGAUUCUCUCAGAGAUUGCGAUGUGAAUCUUCAAGAACAAGGGAGGCUACUCCGACAAGACGAGUUUCUCGUGUGGCAGGGUUGGAGGAAGUCGCUCCGUCGAGUGUUUCUGUUCGAAGAUCUCAUCUUGUUCAGCAAGACGAAGCGAGGUCGCCAGGGUCAUCACGACGUCUACGUCCACAAAUUCAGCUUUAAGACUGCUGACUUGGGUUUGACAGAAAACUACGGAGAAAGUGGCUACAAGUUUGAGAUCUGGUUUCGACGCAGGUCGUUGGGAGAAAAUUACAUUCUGCAAGCUCCCAAUUCUGAGGUGAAGAAAAUGUGGGUCAGGGACAUUUCUAAAAUACUUUGGAACCAAGCACUGAAAAAUAGAGAGUUCCGCCUGUCAGAAAUGGCCUCCAUGGGAGUGGGCAGCAAACCGUGCCUUGAUCUGAAACAAAGUGCAGACAACAUUCAAGACAGAUUUGUUAAUAUCGGCCUUGGCCAGAGAGGUUCUCGCACACGUGCUUCGAUUGCCGUGUCGUCGUUCGAACACCUGCGUAACGGCAACAAGCGGCCGCACUCGAUCAUCUCCGUGAGCAGUACGUCGUCCUCUAACAGCAGUCACUCCAGCUUCGGUCUGUUUGGCUCACUAAAUCUCGCCUUCGACCCCAUCGACAGUCCACAGUAUCAUCGACGACCUUCAACCCUCCUUCUCAAUGAAAGUGGUAUUGGAACAGACAUCUCUGGAUCAGAGAUGCCUGACGCAGCUGUGGAUUCUGGGAACCUGACCAAAGAACUGAAAUCUCCCAUUUCCCCUGCUAGACCCUACACAGACGAGACGAAACCUCACGCAUUAAGACAGCUGUCCUCGGAACCGGUUGUUACUGAUGUAAGUCUACGAAUGUCUGCUGGUUUUCUUUCAUUUCAUUAUUAUUUUUGUGUUUAUAUCCAAUCAGUUCAAACAUGUUGUCCUGGGCACACACCUCAGCUAACUGGACUGUGUGUCCAGGACAGUGGGUUAGUGGUUAGUGAGAGAAACGUUGGUGUAGGUAGCCUUACACCUACCCAUUGAGUUAUUAAACUUGGUCUAGGUGGGAGCCAGUAACCGGGAUUCAAAUUCAGUACCUACCCAUGUUAACUCCGAUGGCUUAACCACUAUACUAAUGCUGGUGCUGGUUUUGAAAUGUUGCCUUAGCUUUACCAGGCUACUAUUAAUUUAAAAUAUUCUUUAGGAUCGUGGUUUACUAUAUGAAAUAACCAUGUUGAUCCAUAUUGCAGGGUUUGGAAGAUUCUGCAAUUAAACCUGCUGUAUUUCUUCACCCUAAUUUUGACACCCAAUAGUCAAUGUAUUUUAAUCAUGCUGGGGUGUCGUUAAAACAUUCAUUCAUUCAUUCUUCAACCUAAUAAUUUUAAUAGAUUCGCCAUGGACGUUACAUGCAAAAAUUAGUUAAGUCAUUGUUUGUCAUUAAUGUCUGUGUAAUUUAUUUUCAGGUAUAGCAGAUGUUACAGACAAUGUGACAGUUAAUUUACCUGAUUCAG
Messenger RNA from Gigantopelta aegis, 5260 nucleotides. Its product is annotated as puratrophin-1-like. The record is from RefSeq and is a predicted model, not a curated record. Gene Ontology annotation, molecular function: guanyl-nucleotide exchange factor activity. NCBI's taxonomy places the organism in Eukaryota, Metazoa, Mollusca, Gastropoda, Neomphalida, Peltospiridae. The coding region runs from base 327 to 4793 and encodes 1488 amino acids. The transcript has 22 exons.